This is a messenger RNA of Aspergillus nidulans FGSC A4, 851 nucleotides long. Its product is annotated as complex I 24 kDa subunit family protein. Lineage: Eukaryota; Fungi; Ascomycota; Eurotiomycetes; Eurotiales; Aspergillaceae. Gene Ontology annotation, cellular component: respiratory chain complex I; organelle envelope; mitochondrion. The record is from RefSeq and is a predicted model, not a curated record. Gene Ontology annotation, biological process: proton transmembrane transport; mitochondrial electron transport, NADH to ubiquinone. The transcript is spliced from 3 exons. Gene Ontology annotation, molecular function: oxidoreductase activity; NADH dehydrogenase (ubiquinone) activity. The coding region runs from base 39 to 851 and encodes 270 amino acids.
CCCAUUCUAAUUCUCCUUCACACCCCCCUUUCGCGGCGAUGGCUUCCAAAUUUUUCCCCGCCCUUCCUCGGGCUGGUCGCCAGUUCACUCGCCAGAUCUCUCGGCCCCAAUUCAGACCCUUUUCCGCGGCUCCGCAACGGUUGAGCGACACCCUUCAUGUGCACCGCAACACCCCCGAGAACAACCCGUCCAUUCCCUUCAAGUUCUCCGAACAGAACCAACAGCUCAUCGAGGAAAUCAUCGCCCGGUACCCCCCUCAAUACAAGAAGGCAGCCGUCAUGCCUUUGCUGGAUCUCGGCCAGCGUCAACACGGCUUCACAAGCAUCAGCGUCAUGAAUGAGGUCGCUCGCAUCCUUGAGAUGCCCCCGAUGCGCGUCUACGAAGUCGCAACCUUCUACACAAUGUACAACCGUGAGCCGGUUGGCAAAUACUUUGUUCAGCUUUGCACGACGACACCAUGCCAACUCGGCGGCUGCGGAAGCGACAAGAUCGUCAAGGCCAUCACAGAACACCUCGGUAUCACCCCAGGCCACACAACCGAAGAUGGCCUGUUCACAUUCAUCGAGGUUGAAUGUCUCGGUGCCUGCGUCAACGCUCCUAUGGUCCAGAUCAACGACGACUACUACGAAGACCUGACCCCCGAGUCCAUCAAGGAGCUUCUCACUGCGCUCAAAGAAUCCGCUACCGCCACCUCCGGCCAGGUUAAGAUCCCUGCUCCAGGCCCUCUAUCCGGCAGAAUCAGCUGCGAGAACAGCGCUGGUCUCACGAAUUUGCACAACCCCGUGUGGGAUCCCGAGACGAUGAUGAGGAAGGACGGUGCCCUGGACGGGGAGGCGCAGCAGGCGCAAUAA